Molecule: messenger RNA, 1638 nt
Organism: Insectozyma verbasci
Lineage: Eukaryota; Fungi; Ascomycota; Pichiomycetes; Serinales; Debaryomycetaceae
Source: the annotation of a GenBank genome assembly
AUGGCUAAAAAGAAAUCAAAUGCAUCUAAUGCUGCUAAAUUAUUAGAGUCUUCAGUAUCACCAAUUUUAGAAAUUAAUUAUGAAGAUCCAUUAUUCACUAUUGCUUCACAUCAAACUAAACCAAUCUUGUUUACGGGUCAAGCCACUGGUCAUGUUCAAUGUUUUUCGUAUAAUGGUGAUGACUUAGAAGAAUAUCAACUACUGAAACGUGAAGAAAUAACAAAUUUAGAGAAAGAAGCAUAUAAGAAUGGUAAGUCACCAAGUGUGAAUAAAUCAGUAUCUCAAAGUAAUAAAAAAUGGUGGACAAACAUAGCUAAUACAGGCAUCGAAAAUCCAAAUAUAAAAGUUGCUUGGAAGACUAAGCGUCAUAAAGGUUCAUGUCGAGAUGCGAUUUUUUCACCAUUGGAAGGUUCAAUUGGAGAACAUAUUUACACUUGUGGGUCAGAUAAUAUAAUAAAAAAAGCAUUGACUGAAACUGGUAAAGUGGCAGGUAAAGUCGAUACAAGUUCUGAAUCAAAGGAUAAACUGACUAAAUUGUGUCAUUCUACGACUCACCCUUUUUUAUUAGCAGGUACAGAAGAUGGUAAUUUAUUAGUCUACGAUAGUGCCAAUUUAAACUCAAAAAUUAAAUUUAACCUAUCCAAGGUCAACGACGAUUCUAUAAAUCAUAUUUUGGCUAUGCCUGGUACUUCCGCAUAUCAUUAUUUAACGCUAGGGUCAACUACAUUAUCACAUAUAGAUAUUCGAAAAGGUAUAAUUACUCAAUCGGACGAUCAAGAGGAUGAAUUAUUAUCCAUGUGUUAUACAACUGAUGAAAUUUCAGAAGGUAAAAAUGAUACUGUGCUUGUUUCUCACGGUGAGGGUAUAAUCACAAUGUGGAAAGAUUCGAAAAAUAAAUUAGCAGAUCAAUUAACCAGAAUUAAAAUAAAUAAAGAAGCUUCAAUUGAUUGUAUAAUUCCAACCAUGAAUCAUGAUGAUGAGGACUUGGCUAAUUCUGUAUGGUGUGGUGAUAGUGAAGGAUUAUUACAUAGGGUGAAUUUCAAAAAAGGGAAAAUUGUAGAAACUCGAGUUCAUUCUUCAAUCAUGGCUGGUAAGAAAGGUACUAUAGAUGAAGUUGGAAUGUUGGAUAUUGAUUAUAAUUAUAGGUUAAUAAGUGCAGGUAUGGAGAGUUUAAAAAUAUGGUCAAAUAAAAAUGUUCAAGAUGUUGAAAAUGAUGAAGAAAGUGAGGAUGAGAGUGACAGUAAUGAUGAAAUAGGUGAUUUAUCUACUGGUGAUGAUUCAAGUGAGUAUAAUUCUGAUGAAGAGAGUGAAAUUGACGGAGAAGAAAAUGAUGAAAGUGGUGAUGAUGAUGAUGAUGAAGAAGAAGAAGAAGAAGAAGAAGAAGAAGAAGAAGAAGUAACCAAAAUACCACAACGCAAGAUAAGACAAGAUAUAUUUAAGGUAUUAGCAAAACCAAAGAGGAAAACACUUGACAUUAAUAAACUAACCAAAAAGGAACAAACUGAAGAAGAAGAGCCAAAUAUUUCAGAAGAACCAGUCAAGAAGAAACAAAAAACAAAAGAAAAGGAAAUGACAGCUAAACAAUUAAGAAACUUACAGAAACAUGAGCAUGGUAUACGUAAAUUCGAUGAUCUAUAA